CUAACUAAUUCUCCCCCCCUCAGAUGUGGCAGCACCAUUCGCCUUCCCCGUGGACCUCCAAGCUUACCCCACCUACUGCACGGUGGUGGCUUACGUCACUGAUCUCAGCACCAUGAGAGAGAGGCUGGUGAACCGCUUCUACAGACGCCUGUCCUCCCUGAUGUGGGAGGUGCGUUACAUCGAACACAACGCUCAAGCAUUCAACGAGCCCGGAGCGUUCAUCGUCACCACCGCCAAGUUUGUCUCUGACCUCAUCCUGCAUUUCAUUAAGGACCAAAGCAUGACAGACAUCAUGCCACAUUAUAAAACUAUGAAGAAGGCCACCUUCUCUGACUCCGAGGACGAGGAUGAUGAGGAGGAGGAUGAAGAUACCAAUACUCCUGGAACAUCCACGAGAAACCAUAAGGGUCGUCGACCCACACAGCGGCAACUGCGAACGCGCCCCCCUUCAUACGACCCUCAUGCGUGGAAGGGCCGCUGUAAGGAGCUGCUGGAUCUCAUCUUUCAGUGUGAAGACUCGGAGCCCUUCAGAGAACCUGUGGACCUACAGGAAUACCCCGACUACCUUCAAAUUGUUGACUUGCCAAUGGACUUCAGCACCGUCCUCAAAACGCUCAAAGAAGGAAAGUACCAAUCUCCCAUUAAGCUCUGCAAAGACGUCCGGCUCAUUUUCAGCAACUCCAAAGCUUACACGCCCAGUAAGAAGUCCCGGAUCUACAGCAUGAGUCUGAGGCUCUCGGCUCUGUUUGAGGAGCACGUCAGCUCCAUUCUGGCUGACUACAAGGCCAUCCAUGGUCUGACAGAUAAAAUGACCAGGCAGAGCACCGACAGACAGACAAAACACACAACGGACAGACAGACACGGCAUGCAAUGAAGCGCAGGAGGAGGAGGAGUGAAUCUCCAGCAAGCAGCACGGCAUCCAGUCCGGAGAGGAAGAGACGUGUAUCAUCCAGGGUGACCGCGAGAAGGGAACCGUCGCCGCCCCCUUCACGGCCCCCCUCUCUGAGACAGAUCGUCCCCGCCAAACAGCCCCCUCAGCUGGUCAACGGGAAGGCAGACAGUCCAGCAGCAGGACGAACACGGAGUGCAGCACGCCAUUCUACACACUCUCCACCCUCCUCAUCUUCAUCACAUAAUGCCACUAGCAGCACUCAGAGCGCAGCAGAGUCUACUCGUUCCUUGAGGGCUCACACCUCUGUGUCAGCAAUGCCACCGGCUCCUGAGAAGCCCUCUCCAGCAGCGGAGGAUAGCAGAGGAGGAAGCACCCGGAGGAAACUCAGGACUCCUGUACGACUUACAGCUGGCUCUCCUACUGGCCCUCCAACCCAGAGCACAGUCCACCUGAAUGGCCACAGUAGUCAUGUGACCCUGGGAAUGGGGAGGCGGGGGCGUAGAUCCAGAGUGGAGCCACCAGUGAGUCCUCCAGAAGUCACGACUCCAGAGAGCCCCUCCAGACCCCGGGGCCGCCCUCCCGGCAAGAAGAAAGGCAGGAAGAGCAAUCAGGACCCGGAGGAGGGGGGGAGGAGAAAGAACCGCAGAAGCUCCACCCCUGAUGAUGAUCCUGACCAAUCAACGGGGGACGAAGGCGGGGCGUCUUCAGCGCAGGAAACACCCGUGCUGUCGGACUCUGGCAUGCCGUCAACGCCUAGGCGGCGCGGUCGGCCCAGAGCGGUAAGAACUGAUGAAGCCCCGCCCCCUGAGGAGAGGACUGGGUCCCCUGAGCCCUCAAUGCUGAGGAGGAGCAGCAGGAGAGCCAUCGAGGAGGUCACGCCUCCUUCGCAGGCGGCCAAUCAGCGACCCAAUCGGAGAGAGUCUUCACAGGGAGAGGAAGAGGAAGAGGAAGGAGAAGGAGAAGGGGAAGCGGACGAGGCGGGGGGGUCCAUGCGCACACGUAACCAGGGGCGACGGUCCGCCUGGUACGUGGAGGAGGACUCAGAGGAGGAGCAGAGGCAGCUGCUGUUUGAGGACUCGUCAAUCACAUUUGGCACAUCCUCAAAGGGGCGUGUCCGAAAGCUGACGGAGAAGGCCAAAGCCAAUCUCAUUGGCUGGUAACAGAGCAGAUACACAGGAAGUCAGGAGGAGGAAUCUGCAGUAGAUUUCUCGCAUCAGAGGAGGCUGAGUAGACGGAGUCAUGAUUGAGAAAUGCAUCCGUGUGUGUGCGUCUGGGGAGUUGCUCGUCCAGCUGCUGCUAUUCAUAACCGUGGCGAUGAAGACAAACAACAGCGCACUUAUCUGUCCACUCCUCCUAGCUCUGGGCCCAGUGAGCACAUCGCUCCACUGAAACGCAUGUUCAUCCUGUUCCAACUCGUCCUGCAUUAUUGGUCCAUGUUGGAUCCCACAGGAGCCCACUGACUCCCCUGCUGGUGGUCUCGUUCCUGUCCAGUGAACCACUCUUCACCUCCGUCUGCCCUUAAACACUGUUGGUGUCAGACCGGGCUAAACAGUAGUGGAACGGUUUUAGUACUUGAAAAAUAAUCAUGAGGAGAGCUGGAUGUAUCUUACUAUUUCCCGAGUUUCUCUGGUGGGUAGGUCAUAUGCCAACC
Molecule: messenger RNA, 2544 nt
Organism: Notothenia coriiceps (black rockcod)
Lineage: Eukaryota; Metazoa; Chordata; Actinopteri; Perciformes; Nototheniidae
Product: PH-interacting protein-like
Exons: 10
Coding region: 113-2053 (646 amino acids)
Biological process (GO): regulation of transcription by RNA polymerase II; regulation of cell shape; cytoskeleton organization
Cellular component (GO): nucleus
Molecular function (GO): protein binding; DNA binding
Source: RefSeq, a predicted model, not a curated record